This is a messenger RNA of Letharia columbiana, 1401 nucleotides long. RefSeq lists its product as uncharacterized. The coding region runs from base 1 to 1401 and encodes 466 amino acids. The transcript has 4 exons. The record is from RefSeq and is a predicted model, not a curated record. NCBI's taxonomy places the organism in Eukaryota, Fungi, Ascomycota, Lecanoromycetes, Lecanorales, Parmeliaceae.
AUGUCUUCGAUCAAGGGAUCGAGAGUGGGUCUACCAUUACUUGCUGUAGUAGGCUCGGUCUGCUGGGAAUGCAAGGAAGCUAAGCAAGAUGGAACGAGUUUGAGCCGUUGCAAAGGUUGCAAUCGGGCAGUAUACUGCAGCUCCAAGUGCCAAAAGCGGAACUGGGCAUCAGAACAUAGCACGCUCUGCAAAGCACUCAGGCGUCUAAACGCUGGGCCGAAGGCAUCCGGAAAGCUUACGUGGGAUGAGUUCAAGACUCUACAGAUAUUGCGUUAUUCUAUGAUCGUCGAGUUGGACGAGAACGGCUGCCAAAAGCCAGAAGCCAUCAAUCACGCAAGAGCCGUGCAUUAUCAGCCCAAGUGUGAGAAUUGCCUACGAACACCCUUUGACAAUGUCGCUUCUGAAACUUUCCGCCUGACGCCUUGCGAUGAUUGCAAACUUGCGUUCUUCUGUUCGCCAAACUGCCGCGCUGAGGGUCUUGAACAGCAUCAGCAGAAGCAAUGUUCCAGCUUGGAAGACGCCGGCGCAUGUGAACUCAUCACGAUGGACCAUAUUAAGGAGACGGGAGAGGCCAUGAUUCAACUGCCAAGCGAAAACCCGCGUCACACAUAUAAACCUCUCCAUACAGCCCAAAGCUGGAAGGACUACUUUAAAGACGUAUCAAAUAGCCUAUUCGCGAGGUAUAUCACCAAAGAAUUCUCUCCUGCCGAUGACGACAACGCGUGCUUGCAAGCAUGUCGCUUCCUCAAGAUAGCCGUCGAUUCUUCGAGCCUUAUACUCACCAUCCUAGCGGGCCUCGAGUCGGAAAUCCCCAGUCUUGCUUCUCGCACCAAGCUUACGAUCCAUAUUAUAGGCGCUGACGAUCAAGAGAUCCGCCGCGCGAGGAUGCCGGAAGAUCUGUAUCACCUGCUCCCGAAACUCCAACAUUUGGUAGUCGGCUAUGUUGGACCAGAUGUUGGCUCCGCGCAUGGAAAUACUACAAAGCUUUUGGAGUUCGAAUGCUGUCCCAAGUGCCAGAGCAUGGGUCGAUCUCCCCGGCAAGCAUUCCUGGCGGAUGAUCUCUAUCAUGAUUUCGCUGAAUCAGACCUGUUUGCCAAGUACCCUCCAGACUUAAUCAUCGCACCGAAUUCCGGCCACGCCGAAUCACAAGUCCAGAGAUGGCAGCCCACCUUGCAGUGUAUACUCGAGCUCGGAGUUCCAGCCGUUUUUACAACCUACAACAGAAACGAGGCGGUGGACGAAGAACAAAUUUUCGAUACAAUGGGCGCGCACUUUUCGAAGAGACUGGCUGAGAAUCCCUGGCGCGGGGUUCUCCCUAAGUUCGACGCGUUCAUGGAGCGGUAUGAUGUGUUUUACUUCAACUACUACUGGUAUAUCGUUAAAGGCAGGACGGAUAUUUAA